ACAACGCGUUGCCGUUUGGUUCAAGUGAGCGGAUGAGCAAAGGCGAGACGAGAAAUUCCUUCGAUUGGGGCACAUCUCAAAGCAGCGCCAAAGGCGGGCAGGCGGCCCGAAGUUAAAGUCCAGCGAAUCGCCACACUACAGUUCGCUUUUAAAGUCAGAAUAUUUUUUGUGUCAACUAGGGAGUCCCGGCAACACUCGAAAUACUUCAAUUUUUUAAUGUUUAGCGUUUCAACGUUGACAAAAACUAUCAGAAAAUAUCAUAAUAACUAUUAGUAAAUCAACAAAUAUUCAGUUAGUGAUUUAAGCUGAAGUGAACCUUUUUUUUGAGACCACUUUGAUACUGAUCCUAUAAGUAGGCAGCACAUUUUUUUCUCCUGCCAGUGGAAACUUUUCAAGCGAAAACCCUCAAAAAAUAUAACAACGUGAAGCCCCAGCGUAAUGGGCAACCAAUUUGAGUAACAAAUAAAAAAUAUACUCUAUCCAUUGCAUGGGCAUAAAAAAUACACGAAAGUAGAAGUGGAAAAAACUUGGAAAAUUGCUACAACAACAACAACAAAAAUACAAACGCAAAAUGCAUUCGAGGCUAAAAUUCUUGGCAUAUUUACAUUUAAUAUGCGCCGGCAGCAUUUGCUGGCUGGAAUUCAGUGCCGCCCAACAGCAGCAGCAGCAGCAGCAACAAACGGCAUCGUUAACCGAGAAAAUACCAUUAGGUGCCAUCUUUGAGCAGGGUACAGAUGAUGUGCAAUCAGCCUUUAAAUAUGCAAUGCUCAAUCACAAUCUGAACGUUAGCUCCCGGCGCUUCGAGCUGCAGGCGUACGUAGAUGUCAUCAAUACGGCGGAUGCAUUCAAAUUAUCCCGACUGAUUUGCAAUCAAUUCUCGCGCGGAGUCUACUCAAUGCUGGGCGCCGUAUCGCCGGACUCCUUUGACACAUUGCACUCCUACUCGAAUACGUUCCAAAUGCCAUUUGUGACGCCAUGGUUCCCCGAGAAGGUGCUUACACCCUCGUCGGGUCUGCUGGAUUUCGCUAUCAGCAUGCGUCCGGAUUACCAUCAGGCGAUUAUCGAUACCAUCCAGUACUACGGCUGGCAGAGCAUUAUUUAUCUCUACGACUCGCACGACGGCUUACUACGGCUGCAGCAAAUCUAUCAAGAACUGAAGCCCGGAAAUGAAACAUUCCGUGUGCAAAUGGUGAAACGCAUCGCCAACGUAACAAUGGCCAUUGAGUUUUUGCACACGCUGGAGGAUUUGGGUCGCUUCAGCAAAAAGCGCAUCGUGCUCGAUUGCCCGGCGGAAAUGGCCAAAGAGAUCAUCGUGCAGCAUGUGCGGGACAUAAAGCUGGGCAGGCGCACCUAUCAUUACCUGCUCAGUGGUCUGGUCAUGGACAAUCAUUGGCCCAGCGAUGUGGCAGAGUUCGGUGCCAUCAACAUCACAGGCUUUCGCAUUGUCGACACUAAUCGGCGGGCGGUGCGGGAUUUCCAUGAUAGCCGGAAACGCUUGGAGCCGUCAGGCUCUGGCCUGGGCGCAGCGGGAGGCAACAGCUUACCAGCCAUUUCGGCUCAGGCGGCAUUGAUGUAUGAUGCGGUUUUUGUGCUCGUCGAGGCCUUCAAUCGCAUUUUGCGCAAGAAGCCGGAUCAGUUCCGUUCCAAUCAUCUGCAGCGUCGCAGCCAUGGCGGUGGCUCGAGCUCCUCCUCGGGGACGAACGAGUCGAGUGCCUUGCUGGACUGUAAUACGAGCAAGGGCUGGGUGACGCCUUGGGAGCAGGGCGAAAAAAUCUCUCGAGUCCUACGGAAGGUGGAAAUCGAUGGCUUGUCCGGGGAGAUUCGCUUCGAUGAGGACGGGCGCCGCAUCAACUACACGCUGCAUGUGGUGGAGAUGUCCGUGAACAGCAGUUUGCAGCAGGUGGCCGAGUGGCGCGACGAUGUGGGUCUCCUGCCCCUCCACAGCCGCAGCUAUGCGACUUCAUCGCGCUCUGCCUCGGCCAACUCAGGGGAUUAUUCCAAGAACCAUACAUACAUCGUGACUAGUGUUCUGGAGGAACCCUAUCUGAUGCACAAGCAGCCGCACUAUGGCGAGGAGCUGGUAGGCAAUGAUCGGUUCGAGGGCUAUUGCAAGGACCUGGCCGAUAUGCUGGCAAAUCAAUUGGGAAUACGAUACGAACUCCGUUUGGUGCAGGAUGGAAACUACGGCUCCGAGAAUCAGUAUGCUCCUGGCGGCUGGGAUGGCAUGGUGGGGGAGCUGGUGCGCAAGGAGGCAGAUAUUGCCAUAGCGGCCAUGACCAUCACAGCGGAGCGCGAGCGAGUGAUUGACUUUAGCAAGCCCUUCAUGACCCUGGGCAUAUCCAUAAUGAUCAAAAAGCCCGUCAAGCAGACUCCAGGAGUAUUCAGUUUCCUCAAUCCCCUGUCGCAGGAGAUCUGGAUGAGUGUGAUCUUUAGCUAUUUGGGUGUCAGUAUUGUGCUCUAUUUCGUCACACGUUUCCCGCCGUACGAGUGGCGCAUUGUGAGGCGACCCCAGCCAGAGGGCGCUGUCCAGCAACCACCCGGGAUCAUUGGUGGGGCCACUCACAGUGAGCCGCCGCAGCAUCAGUCUCCUGUUCCGGCCAACGACUUCAGUCUGCUCAACUCGUUCUGGUAUUCGCUGGCCGCUUUCAUGCAGCAGGGAUGCGAUCUGACGCCUCCAUCCAUUGCCGGACGGAUUGCCGCCGCCGUCUGGUGGUUCUUCACCAUCAUUCUGAUCUCCUCGUACACCGCAAACCUGGCUGCCUUCCUGACAGUGGAACGCAUGGUGUCCCCCAUCAAGUCCCCCGAGGAUCUGGCCAUGCAAACGGAUGUGCAGUAUGGAACGCUCCUACAUGGCGCCACUUGGGACUUCUUUCAGCGAUCGCAAAUCGAAUUGCACAAGAAGAUGUGGGACUACAUGAACUCCAAUCCCCAUUUAUCGGUCCAUGCCUACGACGAGGGCAUCCGCAGGGUGCGCACCUCCAAGGGGAAGUACGCCCUGCUGGUGGAGUCCCCAAAGAAUGAGUACGUGAAUGCCAGGUCCCCUUGCGAUACCAUGAAAGUGGGCCGCAACAUCGAUGCCAAGGGAUUUGGCGUGGCCACACCCAUAGGAUCGCCCAUAAGAAAACGCCUGAAUGAAGCCGUGCUCACGCUGAAGGAGAACGGAGAAUUACUGAGGAUACGCAACAAGUGGUGGUACGACAAGACCGAGUGCAACCCCAAUCUGGACAGCCAGGAGACCUCCACCCCCAACGAGCUAUCGCUGAGCAAUGUGGCAGGGAUCUACUACAUACUAAUCGGCGGCCUGCUCCUGGCCGUGGUGGUGGCCAUCGUGGAGUUCUUCUGCCGCAGCAAGACCUCGCGCCUGAAGGCCCCGUCCAACGGCACCGCCGGCGGGGUAACCGUACCCGGCAUGAUGGGCUCCUCUACAUAUCAACGGGACUCUCUCUCCGAUGCGAUUAUGCACUCGCAGGCAAAGCUGGCGAUGCAGGCCAGCAGCGAGUACGACGAGCGAUUGGUGGGCGUUGAGCUGGCAUCUAAUGUGCGCUAUCAGUACAGCAUGUAAGCGAUGUCCCGGCCACCAGCAUGCUAGCAUGGCGCAAUUCUUGUAAAUAAUUAACGCAUUAUCCGAUAACGCAUAACUAAACGACGCUGGCAAUCAACUCUCGGGUCUACAUAGAGCGAAUACCAUGGGAAUGAUGGCAGGCGGCGUUCGAAAACUGUACAGAAUAAUUAUAAUAUAAUUACUAUUAUUGUAUUUUUGAUAAAUGUAUACAAGGGCGUGCGUGCAUAAAUUAACUAUAACUAAUACUAAUACUAAUAAUAAUACAAAUACUAACCCUGUACAUAGGUUAAGUGAAAAUUACUUAUUCCAAAAAUACUCUAAUAAUAAA
Molecule: messenger RNA, 3890 nt
Organism: Drosophila miranda
Lineage: Eukaryota; Metazoa; Arthropoda; Insecta; Diptera; Drosophilidae
Gene: GluRIA
Product: glutamate receptor 1
Exons: 13
Coding region: 572-3562 (996 amino acids)
Biological process (GO): synaptic transmission, glutamatergic; modulation of chemical synaptic transmission
Cellular component (GO): plasma membrane; postsynaptic membrane
Molecular function (GO): transmitter-gated monoatomic ion channel activity involved in regulation of postsynaptic membrane potential; glutamate-gated receptor activity
Source: RefSeq, a predicted model, not a curated record